AUGCCGGAAAUGUCUGCGCCAAAGAGGAGGAAGAUCAACGAGAGUCACACACCAGUAAAGGUUAAGAGCAACGACCGCGCCUCGAAAAUCGUCAAGCCUAAGCCAUCCAACGCCGCCGUCCCCACACCGAAAGCCUCAACCAAGCCUGAGAAGCCCGCAGUUGAAGAUGAAGACGGAGAAGAAGACGCCGUCGAAGAUGAAGAUAUCUCGGAGCAUAAUGCACAAUCGGCGAUAGAUGCGCGCAAAUCAUUUCAAGAGCUAGGCGUAGUGCCAGAGCUUUGCGACAUGUGCCGCGAACAAGGCUAUACGCACCCCACACCCAUACAAGCAGAAUCAAUACCAGUCGCCUUAGAAGGGAGGGAUAUCAUCGGCCUGGCAGAGACAGGGUCGGGGAAGACCUGUGCUUUCGCGCUACCUGUUCUCCAAGCACUCUUGAACGAGCCGCCAAAACAACAAGCUUAUUUCGGACUGGUCCUUGCCCCGACACGCGAACUGGCUUUCCAGAUCUCUCAGCAGUUCAAGGCGCUUGGUGCGCUUAUUCAAGUUGAAGUCGCCACCAUAGUCGGGGGUAUGGAUAUGACUGCUCAGGCCAUUGCGCUGGCAAAGCGGCCGCAUGUGAUCGUCGCCACGCCGGGACGGUUGCUCGACCAUCUAGAAAACACAAAGGGGUUCUCCUUGAGGAAUCUGCGAUAUCUGGUCAUGGACGAGGCGGACAGAAUCCUUGAUCUCGACUUUGGCCCUGUAAUGGAUAAGAUUCUCAAGGUUCUUCCCCGCGAGAACCGCCACACCUACCUCUUCUCCGCAACCAUGAGCUCCAAACUCGACUCUCUAACGCGCGCCUCCCUGCACAACCCCGUCAAGAUUUCCAUCAGCACCUCUUCCCAUCAAACCGUCUCGACUCUCCUUCAAUCUUUCAUCUUCAUACCCCACAAGCACAAGGACCUCUAUCUUGUACACCUCCUCAACGACUUCUCCGGCCACCCUUGUAUCGUCUUUACGCGCACUGUGAAUGAGACGCAGCGGCUAGCUUUUCUCUUGCGGAAUCUAGGCUUCGGCGCCAUCCCGAUCCACGGCCAGCUCAGCCAGAAUGCACGGCUGGCUGCCUUGGGCAAAUUCAAGGACCGCUCGAGAAAUGUACUCAUCGCUACGGACGUUGCGGCGAGAGGGCUGGAUAUUCAUAACGUGGACUUGGUGGUGAACUAUGACUUGCCUUCAGACAGCAAAACCUACGUCCAUAGAGUCGGCCGAACAGCCAGAGCAGGCAAGUCCGGCAAGGCCGUUUCGCUGGUUACGCAGUACGAUGUUGAGAUAUGGAUGCGAAUUGAAAACGCCCUAGGCAAGAAGCUGGAGGAAUACCAGGUCGUCAAGGACGAGGUUAUGGUCUUGAGUGAGAGCGUCGGAGAGGCGCAGCGGAGAGCAAUCAGGGAGCUGAAGGAUAUGCAAGAGAAUGGGAUGGGUAGACACAGGAGUAGAAAGGGGCCGGUGGGGAAGAAAGGGAAGAGAGGGAGGGACGAGAUGGAUGCGGAAGAGGGAUGA
Molecule: messenger RNA, 1536 nt
Organism: Coniosporium apollinis CBS 100218
Lineage: Eukaryota; Fungi; Ascomycota; Dothideomycetes
Product: ATP-dependent rRNA helicase RRP3
Exons: 7
Coding region: 1-1536 (511 amino acids)
Molecular function (GO): ATP binding; RNA helicase activity; nucleic acid binding
Source: RefSeq, a predicted model, not a curated record